GUUAACGUCCAGUUGCGCAUAGAGUCAGUCGUCCUCAACCAGAAAUAAUGGAUCAGCUGGAGGUUUAUCACUCAAAGUGAAGCCCAUCAAGUUGCUUGACGAUUUCUACAUUAUUAAUAUUCUUACAACUAUGUUACACUGGCGCAAUUGUUUUUUCUGUCUUGUCAAAGGCCUUGAUGAUCAUUCUCUCCUACUGGAUGUGAGAACCAGAUGAAACAGCCUCUUCCUGAUGGUGGAGAGCUUCAUAGAACAAUACCCUGCCAUCCAGGUUGCUUUGAGGGACCCACGCAUCAAGAAGGCUAUGGACAGAGACAGCAAGUGUGAGGACUUUGUGGACACCAUGAAGGUCCUUUACACAUCCACAAUUGCAGUGUCAUCUGAUAAGAGUGCCACUGCUGGGCAGAUCCUCCCCAUCCUGGACAAACUGAAGACCAAGUUUGAGGUGAAAGAUGAUGAUUCUGCAUUCAAGAGAGCCAUCAAGGAAAAGGUCUGGGCAGACCUCUCCCAUCCUUACUCAGUAUGUACUUAAUUAAUACUUUCAAUUGAUUGAUCAUUUUGUUAAUCAUCAACUUAAUGGUGCAAUUAUUCAUACUUAAAAUGCAUUAUCCAAAUGUUUAUGUUUAAUGUUGAUAGGAGGAAAAAAACAAAGAGCUUUGACAGUUCCUUGAGGAGGCUACUGCUCUUGAUCCUCGUUUCAAAGUAAAAGUUCAUGAUGAGGCUGUUUGGACCCGCAGAGAGAAUGCAGCUGUAGCCCUCUUAACCCUUUGGAGUUUUGCGCUAUUUGUUUGGUUUUUGACUCUUUUUCAUUCUGUCUCUAUAUGCAACUUAAAUAAUGAUCACCAUACCAUGCUAGUAUCAUCUUUUUCAGCACAACCUCACCUCAUUAUUAUUUUGUCAUUUUGACUUACUGGAUCAACAUUUUGAAACACAAAAAAACACACACAAAAAAAACAAAAAAACACAUUACGUACAAAAUUACGUAAAACACAAAUAAAAAAGACACAAAAAAUUAAAAAAAUUACUAAAAAACACAUAAAAACCACGAAAAAUUUUUAGAAAAACAAACAAAUAACACAAAAAAAUAACAAAAAACACACAAAAAAUACA
Messenger RNA from Centropristis striata (black sea bass), 1107 nucleotides. RefSeq lists its product as uncharacterized. Bases 230 to 529 code for a protein of 99 amino acids. The transcript has 2 exons. Lineage: Eukaryota; Metazoa; Chordata; Actinopteri; Perciformes; Serranidae. The record is from RefSeq and is a predicted model, not a curated record.